Trichoderma citrinoviride is the source of this 609-nucleotide messenger RNA. Its product is annotated as HIT-like protein. The record is from RefSeq and is a predicted model, not a curated record. NCBI's taxonomy places the organism in Eukaryota, Fungi, Ascomycota, Sordariomycetes, Hypocreales, Hypocreaceae. The coding region runs from base 1 to 609 and encodes 202 amino acids. The transcript has a single exon. Gene Ontology annotation, biological process: nucleotide metabolic process. Gene Ontology annotation, molecular function: catalytic activity.
AUGCACGCCUCGUUCGACCCGUCGCUCCCCCCUCCCACGAUCCGCGAGGAAGACUGCCCCUUCUGCGCCAUCGCCGCCGCGCACCCGCCCUGGGACCCCAUCGACCCUCCGCACCCGUUCCGCUCGCCGCCGUCGGCGCCCACGUCCUACGUCGUCCUCUCGACGCCCGCGCUCAUCGCCUUCCUCGACAUCCUGCCCCUCAGCCACGGCCACCUGCUGCUCUGCACGCGCGCCCACCGGCCCAAGCUGACCGACGUGACGGCCCCCGAGGCGCGCGACCUCGGCGAGUGCAUCCGCCUGCUGUCCGCCGCGCUCGUCCGCGCCACGGGCAUCGCCGACUGGAACGUCGUCCAGAACAACGGCGCCGCCGCCGCGCAGGUCGUCCCGCACAUGCACUACCACCUGAUCCCGCGGCCCGAGAUUCGCGCCAGCGGGCGCUACCGCGAGAGCUUCACCAUGUUUGGGAGGGGCCAGAGGGAGGAGCUGGACGAGGACGAGGCGGAGCAGCUCGCCGAGGAGCUGAGGCAGCAGAUUGCGGAUAUCCUGAGGGAGGAGCAGGAGGAUAGGGAGGAUGCUUAUCAUAAUAAGCCUCCGAAGCACAAGCUGUAG